Castor canadensis (American beaver) is the source of this 810-nucleotide messenger RNA. It is a transcript of the gene Apoa1, whose product is annotated as apolipoprotein A1. Gene Ontology annotation, cellular component: high-density lipoprotein particle; extracellular region; extracellular vesicle. The record is from RefSeq and is a predicted model, not a curated record. Lineage: Eukaryota; Metazoa; Chordata; Mammalia; Rodentia; Castoridae. Gene Ontology annotation, molecular function: phosphatidylcholine-sterol O-acyltransferase activator activity; phospholipid binding; cholesterol transfer activity. Gene Ontology annotation, biological process: acylglycerol homeostasis; lipoprotein metabolic process; cholesterol efflux.
AUGAAAGCCGUGGUGCUGACCGUGGCUGUGCUCUUCCUAACGGGGAGUCAGGCUAGGCAUUUCUGGCAGCAAGAUGACCCUCAGUCCCCAUGGGAUCGAGUGAAGGAUUUCGCUACCCUGUAUGUGGAUGCAGUCAAAGACACCGGCAGAGAUUAUGUGAGCCAGUUUGAAUCCUCCGCCUUGGGAAAACAGCUAAACCUGAAACUCCUGGACAACUGGGACACCUUGGGCUCCUCUAUCAGCAAGCUGCGUGAACAGCUCGGCCCGGUGACCCAGGAGUUCUGGGAUAACCUGGAGAAGGACACAGAGUGGCUGAGGCAGGAAAUGAACAAGGACCUGGAGGAGGUGAAGCAAAAGGUGCAGCCCUACCUAGAAGAGUUUCAGAAGAAGUGGCAAGAGGAGGUGGAGCGCUACCGCCAGAAGGUGGAGCCGCUGAGCACGGAGCUGCGCGAGGGCGCGCGCCAGAAGCUGCAGGAGCUGCAAGAGAAGCUGACCCCGCUGGGCGAGGAACUUCGCGACCAUGCGCGCACCCACGUGGACGUGCUGCGCACGCAGCUGGCGCCCUACAGUGACAAGAUGCGCGAGCGCCUGGCUGAGCGCCUCACUGCGCUCAAGGACAGCGCCAGCUUCGCCGAGUACCACGCCAAGGCCAGCGAGCACCUGAAGACGCUCCGCGAGAAGGCCAAGCCCGCGAUCGAAGACCUGGGCCAGGGUCUGCUGCCCGUGCUAGAGAACCUGAAAGCCAGCUUCCUGAGCGCCAUCGAUGACGCCGCCAAGAAGCUGAGCAGCCAGUGAGGCGCCCGCCACUGC